AUGGUAUUGCAGCGGAGGUUGGACUAUGGCUUCAAUGGCUACCAGGUGCCUGAGGUUCCUCGAGCUUCUAGAUCAGCCAGGGGAAGGGGACCUAUCAAGAAGAAACUAGAGGCCAAUCAGAUUCGUGCUUUUGAGAUUUUGGCCAGUGUAGCUGGUAAGUUAUUGCAGGAGAGCGAACAUCCUCUGCCAACAAAUGAUUCUUGUGGAAAGGACGUGCAUUUCAUUUUUGAUGAUACCACUCAGAGCAAACAGGAGAAAGGAAACUUGUCAAAGGAAGACCCGUGUGAGCGCGGAAGCUGUGAUGAGCAAACCCUUUUAUGUGUGGGCAGGAUGCAAGAGUGCCAACAAAGUUAUACAUUGAAUGGGGUUUCACAUUCUCAGGAAAAUUUUAGUUAUGAGAUCAACCGAGCAUCAAAAAGUUUUGAUCAUUCAGAGAGUAUAUAUUCUAACAAAGUAUUCAGUGACUCUCCCUUAUCUGGAGAUUCUGUUGAAGAGAAGCCACGGGGUGUACUUAAGAGGAAGCUAGAGACUGGACCAUCAAAGGAUACGAGCAUAAAGGAUGAAAGAACCCAGAUUUUAGGCAAUUCUGAGGAUAUAAUGAAAGUGGAAGGGAUGCCUCCUGAACUGGUCAGUUGUGGGCAUGAUGUAAAGACUUCCUUUUCAGGGGACUGCAAAAAUCAUGAUCCUUUACUCUGCCAUUGUGCUAAUAUUAAAGUAGAUAGUAGAGAUGAUGACGAAAACUGUGUUAGGUAUGCCCAACCCCUCAGCGUGGUAAAAGAAUUUGAUCACCCACCAGACGCCAGUGAUGAGAAAAUAAAUAAUCUGGCUGCGUCCAGGCACUGGAGAGUAGCUCCUGAGAUGAGGAUUGGGGGUUAUUCUAGAAAUGAUGGGAAGAUCAGGCAAAUUUACCGCCACGGGAGAACUUGUUAUACACAUCAAAGAUCACAGAAGAUUUAUCCUUUCAAAAAGAGAAAGUUCUUUAAUCGGAUGCCACUCACUACACCUGAUAGAGGGUUUAACUGCGAAAGCAUAUUUAAUUCUCCUGAUAAGAGAGUAAAUAGUGACAACUACUGCGCAGAAAUUGGACCAUCAUCCUCAACAACAGGUGGGCAAGUACCACUCAAGUCCAGUGAUUGCAAUGUGAAGCUUAGUAUUAAAUCCUUCAAGGUUCCUGAUCUCUUUAUUGAAAUUCCUGCAACCGCAACUGUUGGUUCAUUGAAGAGGACAGUAAUGGAGGCAGUAACAUCCAUACUUGGAGAUGGAUUACACGUUGGCAUCCUGGUCCGGGGAAAAAAGGUCAGAGAUGACAACAAAACUCUACUUCAGACUGGGAUUUCUCAGGAUGAGAAGAGUCGUAAUUUGGGCUUUAUGUUGGAGCCAAAACGUGCAAAGCUUACGUAUUCUCCACGCAGCAAAGAUCCUUCUUUGCCAUCUGGCAGAUCUCGGGAGUUAACCAGGCAUUCUGCAUCUUUGGUGUCACAACCAGGGACUUCAAAUGUCUCCCCGAAUCCUCCAGUAAUAAAUUUUGGUGGUUGUGUUAAAAGAGACCUCAACGCAGUUCCCUCUCUUCCUAGUACCUCUACUGAAAAAACCCCACAAGCAUCCCAAGCUCUGGUUGCAGUUCCACCAAUUAGCAUGAAUGCAUUGGCUGUGGUUCCUUUUCAUCGGAAAUCUGGGCAUCCAGAGUAUGUACAGCGCCGGAUCAGGAGACCUUUCUCUGUUCCAGAAGUAGAAGCAUUGGUUCAAGCUGUUGAGAAACUCGGAACAGGAAGGUGGCGUGACGUUAAGUUGCGUGCUUUUGAUGGUGCAAAACAUCGAACUUAUGUGGAUUUGAAGGACAAGUGGAAAACAUUGGUACACACAGCAAGAAUCUCCCCCCAGCAAAGGAGGGGAGAGCCCGUUCCGCAGGAGCUUCUGGACAGGGUCCUAGCUGCCCAUGCCUGCUGGUCUCAGCGGCGCUCCAAGCAACAGGUCAAAGCAGCAGUCUGA
Messenger RNA from Prunus armeniaca (apricot), 1989 nucleotides. The record is from the annotation of a GenBank genome assembly. NCBI's taxonomy places the organism in Eukaryota, Viridiplantae, Streptophyta, Magnoliopsida, Rosales, Rosaceae.